Messenger RNA from Nerophis lumbriciformis (worm pipefish), 1905 nucleotides. The record is from RefSeq and is a predicted model, not a curated record. Lineage: Eukaryota; Metazoa; Chordata; Actinopteri; Syngnathiformes; Syngnathidae.
AUGAGGCUGGAGGCUGCAGCCAGGAUGGAUCUGUUUAGGAAGCUGUGGAGGGCGAGGAAUCUGAUCGUGGUGAUUUUCAUCCCACUCUCCCUCUUGCCACUUCCUCUCGUCCACCCCACCAGCGAAGCAUGUUGCGCAUACGUGCUAAUAGUGACAGCAGUUUACUGGGUGUCCGAGGCUGUCCCCUUGGGUGCCGCCGCCCUCGUCCCCGCCUUCCUUUACCCGCUCUUUGGGGUACUCAAGUCAAGUGAGGUGGCGGCCGAGUACUCCAAAGAUACCACGUUGCUGCUGAUGGGAGUCAUAUGUCUGGCCGCGUCCAUAGAAAAGUGGAACCUGCACAAGCGCAUCGCCCUGCGCAUGGUGAUGAUCGCUGGGGCCAAACCUGGCAUGUUGGUAUUGGGCUUCAUGUUCUGCACCGUCUUUCUAUCCAUGUGGCUUAGCAACACGUCCACCACAGCCAUGGUGAUGCCCAUUGCCGAAGCCGUGCUGCAGCAGCUCAUCUGCACGGGCAUGGCCGACAACCUGGAGCCCGACGCCGCCGAGGACGACACGUCCGAUAAAGAAGAAAAUCUGGACAAGAACCAACUGGCGCUGCUCUACCGUAAUGACAGGUGUUGUUUUUGUUCAAGCUUCAGACUGUAACUGAAUUUUGAGCUGUCUAAUACCUCCAAAGGCUUGGGUGCAAAUCCAAAUACCAACCAAGAGUGCAUCACGCAUACAAACGGACAUUUACCGCAAGUGGCCAUCGAAAUCCCAAACGUGAAGCGUGUUAAGGCCCGGCGAGAUUCCCAGUAUCCCACCAAGCGGGACCACAUGAUCUGUAAAUGUCUAACCCUCAGCAUCACCUACGCCGCAACAAUCGGCGGGCUCAUCACCAUCACCGGCACCUCAACCAACUUGAUAUUCGCCGAGCAGUUUAACACGCGCUACCCAGACGCCAAAGUCAUCAACUUCGGGACGUGGUUCAUCUUCAGCUUCCCUAUCGCCAUUAUCAUGCUGGUUCUCACGUGGUUGUGGCUGCACUUCCUGUUCCUGGGCUGCAAUUUCAGGGAAACGUGCUCGCUGAGUAAGAAACGCAAGACCAAGAGGGAGAUGAUGUCGGAGAAGAGAAUACAUGAGGAAUAUGAGAAACUUGGGCCUAUCAGCUACCCAGAAGUUGUCACUGGCAUUUUCUUCAUCCUUAUGACUCUGCUGUGGUUCACCAGAGAACCCGGUUUUGUCCCUGGUUGGACCUCGCUUUUUGAGAAAAAAGGUUAUCGGACUGACGCGACGGUGUCCGUACUUCUGGGUUUCUUGCUUUUCCUCAUUCCUGCGAAACGACCAUUUUCACCAUCUUCCAGCUACAAAGAUCCAGGUACAUCUGAUCCACUCGCUCCCAUGAUUACCUGGAAGGACUUCCAGCGUCUCAUGCCGUGGGAAAUUGUCAUCCUGGUUGGUGGAGGUUACGCGUUGGCGGCUGGUUGCAAGGUGUCGGGCCUGUCCGUGUGGAUCGGCCGGCAGCUGGAGCCCAUGAGCGGCCUCCCGCCGUGGGCCGUCACCCUGCUGGCCUGCCUGCUGGUGUCGGCGGUCACAGAGUUCGCCUCCAACCCGGCCACACUGACAGUCUUCCUACCCAUCCUCUCCGCGCUGUCUGAGACCUUGCACAUCAACCCGCUCCACACUUUAAUCCCCUCCACUAUGUGCGUGUCAUUCGGGGUCAUGCUUCCAGUGGGGAACCCCCCCAAUGCGAUCGUCUUCAGCUACGGACACCUGCAGAUCAGCGACAUGGUGAAAGCAGGUUUCGGGGUGAACCUGAUCGGUGUGGCUGUGGUGAUGUUGGCCAUCACCACGUGGGGGGUUCCUCUCUUUAAUUUGACAGAGUUCCCUGCAUGGGCGGUGGCGGCAAAUUCCACUGGCAGCUUAUAG